AUGGCUACUUACACUACAAAAAAAACUCGGGAAUUAGUGGCGCGAAUUGCACAGAAUCUGAACAGGCACCUGGUGCUCCCUCUCUUGGAGUUUCUCCAAGAACGACAGCUAUACCUAGAGGAACAGAUCUUCAAGUCUAAAAUCGAGCUCUUGAGCAAAACUAACAUGGUCGAUUACGCCAUGGAUAUCCACAAGAGCCUCUACCACACUGAAGACGUCCCUCAAGAUAUGAUUGAGAGGAGAGCUGAAGUCGUAGCGAGAUUGAAGGCCCUAGAGGAGGGGGCGGCCCCUCUUGUGGCGUUUUUGCAGAAUGCAAACACCGUGCAGGAGUUGCGAGCGGACAAACAGUACUGUCUUCAGAUGCUUAAUGACCGCUUCCAGAUUGGUCCAAAGCAGAUUGAGGCACUAUAUCAGUAUGCCAAAUUUCAGUUUGAAUGUGGAAACUACUCUGGUGUAGCUGACUACCUGUAUCAAUACAGGGCCUUGUGCACUAACAGUGAAAGGAGUCUGAGUGCACUGUGGGGGAAGUUGGCAGCUGAGAUAUUGAUGCAAAACUGGGAUAUUGCUCUUGAAGAACUUAAUAGGUUGAAAGAAAUAAUUGAUUCAAAGAGUUUCUCGUCACCAUUAAAUCAGAUGCAAAGUCGAAUAUGGUUGAUGCAUUGGAGUCUUUUCAUCUUUUUCAAUCAUGACAAUGGAAGAACACAGAUUAUUGAUUUGUUUAAUCAGGACAAGUAUCUCAAUGCCAUUCAAACGAAUGGUCCCCAUGUUUUGAGAUACCUAUCAACUGCAUUCAAGGUCAACAAAAGGAGACGACCCCAAUUCAAAGACUUUAUAAAAGUAGAUGUAAUCGUGAUUUUAAAUGAUCCAUUCCUUGGAAAACGAGUUGAAGACAACAACUUUUCUACUGUGAUUUUAAAUGAUCCAUUCCUAGGAAAACGAGUUGAAGACAUCAACUUUUCUACUGUGCCUAUGAGAGAUGAGUUCCUUGAAAAUGCUCGCCUAUUUAUCUUUGAGACUUAUUGUCGUAUACAUCAACGUAUUAACAUGGGAGUCCUUGCUGAGAAAUUGAACCUGAAUUAUGAGGAGGCCGAGAGAUGGAUUGUAAAUCUUAUUAGAAACUCAAAGCUUGAUGCUAAGAUUGAUUCACAAUCAGGAACUGUUAUCAUGGAGCCUAAUCAGCCCAAUGUGUAUGAACAGUUGAUAGAUCACACCAAGGCAAUAUCGGGCCGUACUUACAAAUUAGUCGGUCAACUUUUAGAACAUGCACAGGCACAAACUGCACGAUGA
This is a messenger RNA of Manihot esculenta (cassava), 1287 nucleotides long. RefSeq names its product eukaryotic translation initiation factor 3 subunit E-like. Gene Ontology annotation, molecular function: translation initiation factor activity. Lineage: Eukaryota; Viridiplantae; Streptophyta; Magnoliopsida; Malpighiales; Euphorbiaceae. Gene Ontology annotation, cellular component: eukaryotic translation initiation factor 3 complex; cytoplasm; nucleus. Gene Ontology annotation, biological process: translational initiation. The transcript has 10 exons. Bases 1 to 1287 code for a protein of 428 amino acids. The record is from RefSeq and is a predicted model, not a curated record.